AUGGCUUCAGAUAAAACACUGCCUUCAGCAGAGAUCACAUCUGCCCCUACUCCAUCCAAGGCCCAAUAUCUAUCAGGAUGGAAACUUGGCAUCGUGAUACUAUCACUUUUUCUUGGUGUGUUUGUCAUCUCACUGGAUUCAAGCAUUAUUGGUGUCGUGAUUCCCUCCAUUUCCUCUCACUUUCAGGCUCUCGAUGAUGUCGCCUGGUACGGGAGCGCGUACCUACUCACUAUCACCGCAUUUCAGCCUCUCUAUGGGAGUAUGUAUAAAUACUUCAAUGUCGAGGUCAUUUUCCGAACUUGUCUAGUGGUGUUUGAAGUGGGUUCGAUCCUCUGUGCUGCAGCCGUCAGCUCGCGGAUGUUUAUCGUCGGUCGAGCCAUUGCAGGAAUGGGAGCAGCCGGCAUCCUGCAAGGUGCCCUUAGCAUUAUCAGCAUGACAGUUGUGAUGGAAAAGCGACCGCUCUAUCAGGGCGUUGUCAUUAGCGUCUUUGUCAUCUCUGUGUGCAUUGGGCCGGUUAUUGGCGGUGCCUUCACCACUCACGGCAUUUGGCGCUGGUGCUUUUGGAUAAACGUGCCCAUUGGGGCGAUAACAUUCGUUCUUUUGAUUUUUGUGCUGCGGAUACAAGGCAGCAAAAACAAGAAUAGAUCCCUGGCGGUCAGCGAAAAGCUUCGGCGUCUGGAUCCAAUUGGCUGCCUGGUAUUCAUGGCGGCCGUCUGCUGUUUGUUGCUGGCCCUGCAGUGGGGAGGCCAAACGAAGCCUUGGCGUUCAGCAACUGUGAUUGGACUCUUUACAGGAGCCGGCCUGCUGUUGAUCCUAUUCGUCUUGAUUCAAAUCUGGCGUGGAGAAGAUGCGUUGAUACCAUUGCGCGUACUUCGGCAACGGUCUAUCUGGACUGGCGGGGGCGUUCUUUUCUGCCUUGGGGCAGCGACCUAUGCUGUCACAUACUACAUGCCGUUCUAUUUUCAGGCCACCAAGGGCACCAACGCUAUCCAAAGUGGUGUGGACUUGAUUGCUGUGUUUCUUCCGGAAAUGGUUGCCCUUAUCGCGACAAGUGGGAUUGUGACCCAAUGGGGCCAUUAUGUCCCGUACAUGAUUGUAGGGGAGCUAAUCUGUGUAGCGGGGACGGUGCUUAUCUCCAGGGUCCAAACCGACUCCCCGCGCAUAUUUUGGGCAGCAGCACUCGUGGUCCAUGGAACGGGCAUGGGGGUGGCUAUGCAGCUGCCAUACACAGCUGUUAAUCUGGUCCUGCAUGAUGACGACAUACCCACAGGCAAUGCUAUCGCAGUCUUUUUAUGGCAACUGGGCGGGGCCCUAGCGAUCGCCAUUGGCCAGACCAUUGCACUAAACAACAUACUUCAUGAGGUACCUCUUCAAGUUCCUGAGCUUUCUCCUGAGCGAGUGAUGUCCUGGGGUGCGGCAAAUCUUGCUGCCCUUGCUCCAUCAGCCGAUGCAUUGCACAAACUUCGGGAAAUCUGGUGCACCUCUGUGUCGCAUGUGAUGCUCUUUGCAGUAGGCUGUGUCUGCGCCUCUGUGCUAUGCACUUGCGGGAUGGAGCCGCUCAAUGCCAAACGGGUGGCACAGCAGAGAGAACAGGCUGUAGACGAGGAAGAAGACGGGGUAAGCACAGCGAACGGGACCAAGCCUUAA
Messenger RNA from Aspergillus japonicus CBS 114.51, 1647 nucleotides. RefSeq lists its product as uncharacterized. NCBI's taxonomy places the organism in Eukaryota, Fungi, Ascomycota, Eurotiomycetes, Eurotiales, Aspergillaceae. The record is from RefSeq and is a predicted model, not a curated record. Gene Ontology annotation, molecular function: transmembrane transporter activity. Gene Ontology annotation, biological process: transmembrane transport. The transcript is spliced from 8 exons. The coding region runs from base 1 to 1647 and encodes 548 amino acids.